Messenger RNA from Suillus paluster, 877 nucleotides. RefSeq lists its product as uncharacterized. NCBI's taxonomy places the organism in Eukaryota, Fungi, Basidiomycota, Agaricomycetes, Boletales, Suillaceae. The transcript is spliced from 2 exons. The record is from RefSeq and is a predicted model, not a curated record. The coding region runs from base 249 to 824 and encodes 191 amino acids.
UCCACCACCGUGUAUUAAAGCCUCACAAUGUGUGGACGUCGCCAGUCUCAGUGAGCAACUGGUCUUUUCCCCGGCUAAGCCAUGUAAAUGAGGUGCUUCAUUAUGUUAUCUCAUUCUUCUCCAUUGCCGAUUGAAGUGAACUAAUAUUUUACGGCGUACGCCAAUCCACACUAGCAUUACCUACAAUAUAAAAUCUAGCAUAUCAACAGAACCAUCUUUCAGUCGCUUAAGCCCCAAUUUCCCUCAUCAUGUCUGUGCAAUCUGCGCAAUGCGCUCUCGGAACGACCGUCCCUCCCGAUACACCAGCUUUCACAUCAAUCACCGGUUACGGCCACUACUACACAUCUCCAGAACCCUCUACGCUUCUCGGUACAGGAGGAAAGGAUAUUCCCUUGAACUUAUCUUUCGAAAUUGUGGAAGAUGAUGAGGGUAUUUUUAUUUCGAGGGCAGCAGCGGUUUGGCAGGGUGCUAUUCCCAAGAGAGCAAUUAUCCCUCUUCCUGUUCGAGUGCGCGCGCUGCCCACAGGCACCGUUCAAGGUCAUACUGUCGCUAAUCUGGCCGAUUCCACUUCCUCCAAUGACACUUCCACCAUGUCACACGACAUGCAGAUUUGCACCGAUGAAGUGGCUCAAGAGCAUUCCGACGUGUUUCAGAGUAUCUCGGCGACACCAGGUCUUCGGUCAUGGAGUUUUGAGGAAUUACGUACAGAAUGCUACUCACAAUCUCGUCUUGCCACUGGCUGUGCUCCUCGAGCAGUCCCUCCUGGCGCGCCGUCCUGGAUGAUCAUUCCCCCAGCUUUCACUCCCUACAAAGUGAUGACUUAGCUUGGGAUAUGCAUCCAGUUGUGGGGUAGUCAUAUGUGAAUGGUUGUUCGAUC